This is a messenger RNA of Knipowitschia caucasica, 1092 nucleotides long. Lineage: Eukaryota; Metazoa; Chordata; Actinopteri; Gobiiformes; Gobiidae. The record is from the annotation of a GenBank genome assembly.
AUGGAAAACUCUUGGCUUGUUAACUCCUCCGUAGAGCCCCAGUUUGAGUCCAAGCUGUCCCCAUCCGCCGACCUGGUCAUCGCUGCAUUUCUCAUCCUCACAGGCGUUGCGUCUGUGUGCGGGAAUGGGGCAGUGCUCGCGGUCUAUCAUCGAAAAAGAAGCAAAAUUAAACCACCAGAGCUCAUGAUUGUCAACUUGGCCCUGUGUGAUUUUGGCUUCAGCGCUGUGGGUAUGCCGUUCUUCAUCAUUUCCAGUCUGAGCCAUGGCUGGAUCUUUGGGGACACUGGGUGCCUUCUGUAUGGCCUUCAGGGCUUGGUGUUCGGUAUCGGCUCUCUCAUCACCACCUCUCUCAUAUCUCUGGACCGCUGCCUGAAAAUAUGCUGCUUAAGAUAUGGUCAGAGGAUCAACAACCUUCAUGCCUGUGUGAUCAUCGCGGUCAGCUGGCUCUUCACUGUGUUCUGGGCUUCACUUCCUGCUUUUGGCUUUGGACGUUACAGACCAGAACCUUAUGGAACGAGCUGCACAGUCGACUGGUGGAGCAUCCAGACGGCGGACACUGACCGGCUGUACGUGUACCUCUUCUUGUGCUUCUGUUUUGGAUUUCCCACUAUCACCAUCAUCGCUUCAUACCUGUCCAUUCUUCACAAGGUCUACACAUCGAACCGUGCCCUGGCCUCUUUACCCUGCUCUGCUGUCUCCAACACUCACAGCAAAGAUCUCAAACUUGCAAAGAUGGCAGUGAUGGUGUGUGUCGUCUUCCUCGUGGCCUGGCUGCCUUACGCCUCAGUGUCCCUCAUCUCGGCCCUGGUCUCCAGAAACGACACUCUCUCUGAGUCCUCCAACCCCGGACCAGGAAGCUCCAGCAGCCCGGGGUCCUGCCUGCCUCCUGUGGUCACUGUGAUCCCCGCACUCUUUGCCAAAUCCCACUGCAUGAUGAACCCAGUCAUUUACCAGAUCAUGCACAGGGAGUUCAGGGACAGUCUGUAUGAGAUAGUGUUUGGACGCGUGAAGGCCUCUAGGAGGCGCCAGAGACGAAAAAGUGCACAUGUUCACUCAAGCAUCAUGAUGCAGAGCAGGGCUUCAAGAAACUGA